AUGCGUGAGGUUCUUUCCCUCCACGUCGGUCAGGCCGGUAUCCAGAUCGGUAACGCCUGCUGGGAGCUCUACCUCGCCGAGCACGGCCUCAGCCCCGAUGGUCGCAUCCUCGAGGGCAGCCCCUCUGAGAACGACGACGGUUUCUCCACCUUCUUCAGCGAGACUGGCAGCGGCAAGUACGUUCCCCGCUCCAUCUACGUCGACUUGGAGCCCAACGUUGUCGACGAGGUCCGCACCGGUACCUUCCGAUCGCUCUUCCACCCCGAGACCCUCGUCACUGGUAAGGAGGAUGCCGCCAACAACUACGCCCGUGGUCACUACACCGUCGGCAAGGAGCUCAUCGACCAGACCCUCGACCGCGUCCGCAAGCUCGCCGACGCCUGCUCCGGUCUCCAGGGCUUCUUCGUUUUCCACUCGUUCGGCGGUGGUACCGGUUCCGGUUUCGGUUCGCUCCUCCUCGAGCGUCUGGCUCAGGACUUUGGCAAGAAGGCCAAGCUCGAGUUCUCGGUGUACCCUUCGCCCAAGAUGAGCUCGUCGGUCGUCGAGCCUUACAACUCGGUCCUCACCACCCACACCACGCUCGAGAACUCGGACUGCUCGUUCAUGGUCGACAACGAGGCCAUCUACGACAUUUGCCGCACCAAGCUCGGCAUCGCCUCGCCCGGCUUCACCAAUCUCAACAGGCUCAUCGCCCAGGUCGUCUCGUCCAUCACCGCCUCGCUCCGAUUCGACGGCUCGCUCAACGUCGACCUCAACGAGUUCCAGGUCAACCUGGUGCCCUUCCCGCGUAUCCACUUCCCCCUCGCCACCUACGCACCCAUCCUCUCGGCUGCCAAGGCCGGUCACGAGCAGAACUCGGUCGCCGAGAUGACCUUCUCCUCGUUCGAGAAGGGCAACCAGAUGGUCAAGGCUGACCCUCGUGACGGCAAGUUCAUGGCCUGCUGUCUCCUCUACCGUGGUGACGUCGUGCCCAAGGACGUCAACUCGGCCGUCGCCACCAUCAAGACCAAGCGCACCAUCCAGUUUGUCGACUGGUGCCCCACCGGUUUCAAGAUUGGUAUCUGCAACGAGCCCCCCACCACUGUUCCCGGCGGUGACCUUGCCAAGGUGUCGCGCUCGCUCUGCAUGCUUGCCAACACCACCGCCAUCGCUGGCGCCUGGGGUCGUCUCGACAACAAGUUCGACCUGCUCUACUCGAAGCGUGCCUUCGUCCACUGGUACGUCGGUGAGGGUAUGGAGGAGGGUGAGUUCUCCGAGGCUCGUGAGGACCUGGCUGCGCUCGAGAAGGACUACGAAGAGGUUGGUCUCGACUCGGUCGACGUUGGUGAGGAGGACCUCGAGUACUAA
Messenger RNA from Pseudozyma hubeiensis SY62, 1347 nucleotides. RefSeq names its product tubulin alpha-1 chain. Lineage: Eukaryota; Fungi; Basidiomycota; Ustilaginomycetes; Ustilaginales; Ustilaginaceae. Gene Ontology annotation, molecular function: structural constituent of cytoskeleton; GTP binding. Gene Ontology annotation, biological process: nuclear division; microtubule cytoskeleton organization; nuclear migration by microtubule mediated pushing forces. The record is from RefSeq and is a predicted model, not a curated record. Gene Ontology annotation, cellular component: spindle; nucleus; microtubule. The coding region runs from base 1 to 1347 and encodes 448 amino acids. The transcript has a single exon.